CUUAGUUGGGUAAAGCGCCCCUAUUCUCAUUGCAUCUGCCACCUAAUUUUUUUUUCCGGUAAACUAUUCAAAGCUGAAGUUUCGACUAAUCUGAAUUUUCACUUGCACACUAGACUAGGUAAAGCACUUUGUAUCAAGAGUUUCGGUUCUCACAGCGGAUGCCACCUACGUGUACACACCAGCAACACAUGCGUGUACUUUUUUUUUUUUAUUUGGUCUUUUGGUAAGUAUAUAAAUACUUAUCCUGUGAAUCUUAGUAAUCCACAAGGAGUUAGAUAAAACCCAAUCACUUCUAUAUAUAUACUUCCUUUAUUCCUUUCAUUGCAAUCUUUCUAUCAAUUUUCUCUGUCCAUUAUAUUCUAAGAUUUUAAACAUGGCUUCCUGCAACAACAUACAUCAAGAGGGAAUUGAGAAGAGAGAGCCAACCCCUCUAGAAAAACAUGUUAUGUUCUUUGAUAUCGACAAGAAUGGAAUUAUUUACCCUUGGGAAACUUAUCAAGGUUUCCGGAAAAUUGGAAGUGGUAUUUUUCUUUCCAUUUUUGCAUCCUUCUUCAUUAAUUUUGGCCUCAGCCGAAACACUCGACCUGGGAAAUGGCCUUCUUUGGUCUUUCCAAUUGAAGUGAAGAACAUCAAAUUUGCCAAGCAUGGCAGUGACAGUGGUGUCUACGACAGUGAAGGAAGGUUUGUUCAGGAAAAAUUCGAAGAGAUAUUCAAGAAACAUGCACAUUCAAACGGAAACGCCUUGACAGGGCAGGAAUUGGAUGAAAUGCUUAAGGCAAACAGGGAACCAAAGGACCAUAAGGGACGUAUUGCGGCUUUAUCAGAGUGGAAGGUACUAUACUUUCUUUGCAAAGACAAGCAUGGAUUGCUUGGAAAAGAAACAAUAAGAGGUGUUUAUGAUGGUAGCUUAUUUGAACAAAUGGCCAAGGAGCACCAAUCCAAGAAGAAAAACAUUCCAGAAUUAUAUCAAGUUCAUAAGAAAGGGGAUCUCUUAUAGUCCUAGCCACAAUGUACAGUUAAGUACAUUUGUUAUGUAUGGAUUACUGAUAGCUGGAAUCUGGUGGAUUUUCUCCAUAUUUGUAAUAUUGUGAGUUAAUUCUUUGUAAUGAUCUGUGGAAGUGAUUUUCUCUCAUUAUAUGGCAGUUUAAUUGUGUU
Lycium barbarum (goji berry) is the source of this 1155-nucleotide messenger RNA. Its product is annotated as probable peroxygenase 5. Bases 374 to 997 code for a protein of 207 amino acids. The record is from RefSeq and is a predicted model, not a curated record. Gene Ontology annotation, molecular function: calcium ion binding; monooxygenase activity. The transcript has 7 exons. Lineage: Eukaryota; Viridiplantae; Streptophyta; Magnoliopsida; Solanales; Solanaceae.